CCAUGUCUGUUUAGUUUCAGCGCGAGUUUUCUUACUAAGCAGAAGUAGUCUUUCAGAGUGUUUAUUGUGUAUUAAUACUAAAAAUAAUGAUACGUUAGACAACCAGGUAUUUUAUUGGCUGGGUAGCUAUUGGAUAGUUUCUAAAAAUAAUUGCGGAUUAUAAGAAAAUAAUCAUGCUUGGAAUAGUCGGGUAAAUGUUUCUAAAAAGUGAGUGAUUGCACAGAACAUCAUUUGAACAUGGGAUGUAUAUAUUCAAAGACACGAAAAGAAGCCCUACGGAAGAAUAAGUCAGUGAAUACCCAGUAUCGUAAAAAGUACCUGCCUGCCAACACAGGUGAUGGAGACAAUAACGGGAACAGCCAGACCCCGACACUGCCUGAGUUCACCGACUGUCAAAAAGACCUGGUGACCAAGUCGUGGACAGUUGUUAAAGCCGACAUGGACCAAGUUGGUAUCAAUAUGCUUAUGAAGCUGUUUACCAGUCAUCCAGACGUACAGGACGUUUUUGCGCCAUUCAGAGGUAUGAGCCCAGAGGACCUCAGCCAGAGUAACCAGCUCCGCUCACACGCCAUGCGGGUGAUGGGUACUGUGGACAAGUGCCUUAGCUGUAUAUACGAGUCAGAUAAAGUCGUUAAAAUCCUCAAGGAACUCGGCUCAAGACACGUUAUGUACACGGCCAAGGUCGACUAUAUGGAUUUGAUCGGACCGCAGUUUAUCCUGGCGAUUCAGCCUGUUUUGGACGACGAGUGGACUCCGGAACUGGAACAGGCGUGGUCGGACCUUUUUAAGUUGAUAGCUUUCAUCAUGAAGGCCUCCAUGACCUUCUGAUACUAAACAAUACAUUUGAAUAAGACGCAAACGUAUGGAUUAAACUAUGAUUGGUGUGUGGUUUUAUCUAUUUCCUGCGAGAAGGUUGUGAACACUGAAGUGAUUGCGGAAAGUCUGAUAUUGAUUCAGAAUUCAUACCAUUUUAACAAUGACUAACAAAUUAUAUCAUUAACAUGCCUAUCAUCGGGGUAACAGCUCAUCAAGGGUGUCAAACCUGAAAUUGAAAUAUAAAGCAAUGUACAUUUACACAUCGUUUAUCCGAAUACCGCUUUUUCGAAAUUAUCGCCAUUUUUAUUUAUUCUCUAUAUAUUGUAAAUGUAUUAAUAUUUCUAUUUUCAGGUAAUUGGUUUAUUUAACAUUUAAUGUUACAUUUUCAUGGGUUAAACGCAGAAAUAUAGAUUCUUAUCUGUGUCGGAUGGAUUUAAGAAGUCGUUUAAAUUGUAUUUAGCCCCCAAAUAACAAAAUAAAAAAAAAUAAAAACUAAUAUUGACAAAUAAACCUUAUAAAUGUGUCCAUUUUUCCA
This is a messenger RNA of Mya arenaria, 1351 nucleotides long. Its product is annotated as globin-like. The record is from RefSeq and is a predicted model, not a curated record. NCBI's taxonomy places the organism in Eukaryota, Metazoa, Mollusca, Bivalvia, Myida, Myidae. The coding region runs from base 238 to 828 and encodes 196 amino acids. The transcript has 3 exons. Gene Ontology annotation, molecular function: oxygen binding; heme binding.